ACCUCACCGCUCCCUGGACCGACAACCAACCAAUCACAGCCAAUGCCCAAAUCAAUAAAGAUAACAGGGAUAACCUAACCCUGUUCAAAGAUGUCAAGUGUGCUGAAGUGGAUGUCAGUGGCUUGUGAGAUUUUGUUGAUGGGAUGAUCUAGUUUAGCAAGUAGUGUUUUUAGUCAUUCUGAUGCCUUUUUUAACCAAGUUUAAAUUUAUCUGAACAUACCACCCGCUUAAUGGCUCAUUUUCCCCCUCCUAACAACGUGACAGCAUUCGGUCAUGAAGUUUUCUCAGUGAAUGGUUUGUUUAUUUUUCAAAGCACCUGUAUUUAAUCUGGGUCAGCGGUGUAUUUAUUAAAGUAUUCUUUGAUUUUUUGAUAUCGUAUUUGAUAAAAUGCAUACCGGGUCCGGGAACACGAACUCCUACAGAUGCUCUGAUGAACCAGAGCAAGAAAGAUCUUCAACUCCGGGCGAAGCCUUGCAAAUACGUAACCCAUUAUUGUGUUCUAUUUGCAAUGACUACUACACAGAACCUUGCAUCUUGGAUUGUUAUCACUCAUACUGUGCCAGGUGUCUUCGAGGAAGAAUAAUCGACAAUAAGAUCAGCUGUCCAAUUUGUGGGCAAUCAACAGCUCUUAAGGAUCAUGCCAUUUUACCACCUCAUGAUAUUCUGAUGAGAAAUUUGGUAGAGUUGGCAAACUCUGAAAACCCACCUUGUGCCAAUUGUGACAAGCGUGAUAAGACAUCUAUGUACUUCUGCAUCACUUGUGGUCAGGCGCUUUGCACACGAUGUCGAGAAAAUACCCACAGAGCAAAAAUGUUCUCUGCUCACGAAAUUCUGCACAUGUCUCAAUAUCCAAGGGAUAAUUUCAAGCGGUGCUCUAAACAUGGGGAACAGUUCGUAAUGUUUUCUACAACCCAGCGAAAUAUGAUGUGCAUCACUUGUUUUCGGGAAACACCUCAAGAGUCUCGACAGAACUGUGUUGACAUUGACACUGCAUAUGCGCAAUACAGCAAGAAGUUGGAUAGGACUGUCACAUCAGUUUGUGAGGCUCAAAGCUCUGUCAGGGAAGGAAUACACACCUGCAGAAAUUUAUUAGAGGAACUUCGUCAAAAUACUGAUUCAGAGAAAAUGACAAUUCAUUCGUUCUGUCAAGGAAUGCAAGAAUCCAUCAUGAAAACACAAACAUCAAUGAAUCUUGAAGUUCAAAGACAAUAUGAAAGCAAGGAACGGAUUUUUCGCAAUCAGCUUGUGACCUUAAGCUCAAUACUGCCAGUGCUUCAACUGCACAUCCUUCUUAGCCGCAAUUUCGCUACAUCUGCCAACAAAUUUCAAUUUCUGGAAUUAUCACAAGCCAUGUUUGACAGACUGUCUUCCGUGGCUCAAAUACCGCAACCAUUAAGGCCCAUUCAGUCAAGCCAAAUACGCACUAAUUUCCGCUCAGAAUUUGCUCAUUGUUUGGAACCAUGGAUUGGAAAGCUUAUGCUUACACAUCAGCAACCUCCAACCAGUUAUCUUAAAGAAACAGCUCAUAUUUAUGAAAGCUCCCAGAACCUUCAACAAAAUCCGCCCGCAUCCCAAUCAACACAAAGCAUCCAAUCAACAACUCCAAACAAAAAACAAAGUUCAGCCCUGAAAGCAAAAGCAUUGGAAGGCGAAGGACCUUUUUCUAACCAUUGCCGAACUUUUGAUACCCAAAUAAAAGAACUAGGAUGCCAACUAAGUAAUGUUAGAGAACGACUCGGAGAUCUCCAUCGAGAUGUAACAACAUUGCGACGUGCUGCCAUGCCGCCACUAGUACUUCGACAUGAAAACAUAUCUCGAGACUGCGCUCGGUUGAAUGAUACAUUAGAGCAUAAUCAAGUUGAGCUGGAAAGACUCCGAUCAGUUUUUCAAACUCUUUGGCAAGAACAAUUGUGCAGAAUCCACGUUGAGCAAGAAAUAUUCCAUUCCCAGAUGAAUGAUAUCACAAAAUUACGUGCUGAGGUGAAACAAAUGGCCGUGGUAGCACAACAGCUUGAACCAUAUGUGAAGCAAUUUUCAGUCCAAAAUAAUUUAAACGAUUUAGCCAAUUUACAAGCACUAAUUGAAAAAAUAAACCUCCUCCAAGGGAAUCAGUCUGAUCAGCGUUCUCAUUGGAGAAGUGAUCAAACAGCUGCCAUAAAAACGAUAGAUGAUAAUUUGAACUUGGGAACCUGCAUGUCCAUGUCUGCCUCCAAUGAAAAUUUUCUCCAUCUUAAAGAUGAAAUGAACAAAUGUGAAGAACCCGUUCGGGAGAGCCACAGUGGAAGAGAUAUUCCACUUUUAGACAGUCUUUUAACAUAUGGUUCCCGAGGUCAAGUCAGAGGUGUUUUAAGUCAACUGAUUGAUAAGGUCCGAACUAAAGAAGAAAGGAAGGGUGAUCGUAAAAAAUCUCCAGUGCAAGAAGACACGGUCAAUAGAGAAAGGAGUAGAUCAGAAGGUCGUGGAGCUGAAUGCUUGAAAGACUGUAUGUCAGUGCAGAGACCAAAAUUAUUAACUCCUGGUAAAAUGGAGAAAGAGAGCUCUAAGAACUCAUCAUCCUUUCAUCAAUUUAGUAGUAAAGUAGGAAGUGCGAGAGACCGAUCGCAUUCAGAUAUCUCCAUGCUUUGCUCGGAGCUUGUCAAAACUGAAGCAUCUGCUCAAAAAAAAUUGCAAGAAAAUGAGCAGAAUAAUGCCAACACUCGUUCUCAGUGUGACAUACCAAAACAGCAGGAGCCUCGUUUAAAAUCAAGAUCCAAAGAAACCAAAAGACAACCACAAACACAUGCAAAAAGUCCAACAUCUUUCAAACCGCCAAUGGAUGCAGAUGAUGAUGAUGAUUACGGGCCUAUUAGCAGAGACAUUAUCCUAAGUAAAGCAAUGAUUCAUACACCACCUCGCUCAAAAACUCGAGCUCACUCAGACACUGAGGACUGUGUCUUUUAUCCCGAAAUCUCAAGUUCUGGAAGCAGAUCAUCCAUGGAUCUAGCAGAUGGGAGGAAGACUUUUUUUGUUGUCAUCAAUGCAAAAAAUAAAUCAUCAGGACUAAUGCGAAAACAGCGUUCAUGGGAUACUUUUCCACCAAAAAAACGGUGCCAUGAAAUUUCAAUGGCUAGUAAAUUUUGUCGUGACCCGGAUUCUUUCCAAGGUGGAUUUAACUUAAACAGCAUUCGAUCCGAGGGUUUGAAAAAAGCUGACAGUUUUGAAGGCCAUGAGGAAGCAGUACGUACACUUGUUGCAGCUGUUCAAGAGACAAGAACUCUUAGGAAGCCAAAACCGCCAUCAUCUAACACUGCCUGAAUUUAUUUUUAAACCACAACGACUCAUUUCUGAUUCUUAUGGCUAUCCUAUUUUGUCAACUUGCUCAUAGGAUCUGCUCUCUUCUUUAGAUUAAUCCUCUGUAAAGUAAUGACUAAGGAAUUAUUUAUAUGUCGGAUUGCUGUGAAAAAAAGAAAAGAAAAGAAAAGAGUAUUUUAUGAUAGUGUCUAUAAAUACAUAAAGUUUAGAAUUCAGAUUAAAAGGAAGUUCAUCUUAAGCUGUAAAUUUUUCCGCCAUAACAACAGCACAAAUGUGUAGGGAAGAUGAUUGUGUGCCGUAACAAGCUCUUUCUUUAAAAAAAAAUAGUCAAAAGAUACCUAGCUAAAUUCUAUGUAGCCAAAUGCAUAUCUUCAUAGCAAUGUUUAAAAAUGUGUUUCCUUUAAAAAAAAAUGGAACAUGAAUGGACACUCACCAUGCUGCAAUCCGAGGUAUGCAUUUUUCGACUUAAGCCAUUGGCAUGCUCUAUGCUUGUAAGAAAACCAUUCCAAUGAUACGGACAGAGCUUACAGAAACAUGGACGAUAUCAAUCACUUUCUGUCUUCCAUUUGAAUUAAUGUGAAUUAAUUUAAAUUAAUUUUGUGGUACACACAAGUUCUCAGAAAUGAGCCGUUUCUACUAAUUAGAUAUCCAUUAUAUACAUUAAUAUGUUUGAUAUAUGGUAUAAGUAAGUAGAAUAAUGUAACCAGACACGUGAUCCUUUGGUCUCAGAGCUCAUUUAAUCCUGCCAUUUACCAGUUAGCUAUUUCAUCAUGUUGUUAGCUAGUUACCUUACUUGAGAUCUUACGUGAGAAAAUAAGAUAAAACUUUUCUUCAACUUGGAAUGUUGUGACUGUUGGAAAAAACUAUCUCAGUAAAAUAAAAUUUGAUUUAUUAAAAUGAUUGCUGAUUGAAAUAAGCAUGCGGUUUAAACCGCUAAUCUUGACCCAACCAUUUUCAUCCAGGAAAAGGUCACCAGGACUUCAGAAAAAUCCAUUUUAUUUUCCCAUGUAAAAUACACUCAUUUACCUCUCUCAUGUUCCUUAUUUUGUUACUUUUUAUCGCAAGCUUUUAAGUUUCGUUACACAAUACAAAUUUUUCCUUUACGUUAACUUUAUCUUGUAUUUAAUCAACGAAACACAAAAAUCAUUUAUAUGUAGGGAUUUGAUAGUAUUUUUGUUUCACAAAAAAAUGAGCUUAGUUUCUAAUGCAUUUUAAAGAUUAAUACUCAAUACAUAAUACACAUGUUAACCCACUAAAUUCUUACUUCUCAGUUAGAAGUGAUUUCUCAAUUUGUGUGCACACCCUUGCACUUUGACUUUUUAGUAAAAUCACUGCUAUUCAUCUACCGUUUGACUGUAUUAUUUUUACUUUCUCGUUUAAUAUGAGUUGAAAGAUUUAAUAGUUCACAUCUACUUAUCACAAAUUUAAACAUCUAUAUCUUGUUAUGGUCUAAUUCAGCCCUGUUUUACUGACAAAACAAUCAUUCAAAAACAUGUAUUUUCUUUUACAAAGCUUCAAGCAAGGGCUCAGAGCUUAAAGUAAAAUUGAAUAGCUCUCGCUGAAAUAUUCAUCUGUAUUACGUAUGCUCAACUCAUAAAAAUAUAUUCCUGCCCGUUUAAAAGUGCUCUUAGCCAGAAAAUAUCAAAAAUUUGGUGCUAGUCAAUUUUUUUCCAUUCUUUAAGGAAGAAAUGAUAAUAUUUUAUGUAACUAAUUAAUGUUCUGACUUAGUAUUACCCACAUUUCAACUCUUCUAUGUUACUAUCAUCGGACUCGCAUAGAAUUGCAUGACUGGAUCGUAACAUUUGUUCUCAAAUUCAUGUAUCCCUCUGUGAGGAACAUAAGUUCUCUGAGUCAGAGUUUGAUUGAUAUCCUAUUUAAACUUUCGAAUCAUUUUCCUAUUCUACAGAUGGAUUUACAGCACUGAUGAGAAUGUUAUACAUAAUAGUCAAACAAUCAAUUAAUAAUAUAUAAUUGAAUUUAUGAAUAUUUUUUCAAAAGUCUUUGAAAUGCAUAAUCCUUUAGAAGUAUGAGAGAAUCUCACUAAUCGUUUUUGUUUUCUUGAAAAAAUUCGCAUGUGAACAAAUUCAACACCACCCGUAAAUUUUUUUGAGAUCGCUCUUUUCUAUAAUUCUUUUGCUUCAGUCAAUUAUGAUUAUGAAAGAAAAACACACUAUCUCAAGAUCCAAGAUAAAGAUCUGGGAGUUUAAAUUAUUCAUUCAUUAUCAAGUGUUUCGGCUUGGUUCAGAGAAGGUUCCUCUUAGAUUACCUAUCAUCUUUUUGAUUCAGAUUUGUUCAAGAAUCAAGAAUCUUGGACCUUCGAUCAGACUGUCUUUUGUGCUUCCAAGUAAUAUUGUUUAAAUCCUGUUGGUUUCAGAAUUGAUAGGAAGGCUUUGGUUGAUAUAGUAGAGAUUUUUAUUCGUUGAUUAUUAUUUUAUGUCCCAACUGCCUAUAGUCCAUCAUUAUUCAUUGUUAAUGUUCCUGCAGCCUGAUUGUUGAAAAUGUUUGUUUGUCGGGACGACAUAGAUGAAAUAGGUUAAAAGGUAAAGCGUGAUUGGUCGGCUAUGUCUUAUCCCUGCUUUGUCGUGUCUAUGUCGGGUUGACCUCACGACAAGCUAACGGGACCUUUUAAGUCUCCGACAGUAUGUCAUCCAUUCCACCUGACAAAGGCAGGACAAAGCAGCGAUAAGGCAUAGUCCAAUCACACUCACAUGACUGACCAAUCACACUCCGCCUUUUAACCUAUGUCAUAUUUGUCGUCCCGACAAACAAAAAAUAUCAACAAUCAGGCUGCUUUACUCUGCUGUAACUCUUUGUCAAAGUCCAUAACUUGAAUUGUUCAAUUUUUCACGUUGUAAUUGUAAUUUAUUUGUUAUUUGUUUUAAAUGCUGAUGGAUUUUGGUUAAAGACUGCACUAUUGCAAUCUCUUCCAAAUCAGGGACCUGUGAGAGAAGAGUCCGUGCCAAAUAAAGUUACAGAAUGCAGUGCGAAGAAUGCAACGGAAGAUCAGCUGUCUUCAGUUGAGCAUUGAAAGUGAAUGCAAGACUCAAGAUGGCAGAUUAUCUUUUGCAUUCUAAAAGUAAGUGAACUUAUUUGGUGUGGACUCUAGCAAACCAAUGGAUUCAUUACUCAAGGCAAAAUCCAAUAAAAGAGGAAUCAACAGAAAUUAAUUCAGGUUUUGUUCAAAAUAUUUUCUUUUCACUUUUUUUUCAUUUAUUUAUCAAUUUUAUUUUUCAUGCAGAUUGGUCCCAACGUAGCUUAUGUAAUUGAAAAUACAACCCCACCUCCCUCCUUUUCCAAAAAUGGUGCCAGGGUUUUCUUCUUUUACUCUACAAGCUUUUUUUCAUCCUUAUCUUUUCUCGUCUUUUUUAUUUAUUCUGGAUGUAUGACUAAUUCAGUAUUUCAUUCAUAUUAAUCUAUCUCUCUCUAUCUGUCGCCUCAGUUCUUUAUUUCUCACCUCAGUAUUCGUAAUUGAUGGGAUAACAUUGGAAAGAGUAUGAAACAAAAAUAUUUUCUUCACUGGAAGCUGGUUUUUAUGAGUUUCACUAUUUCAACAUGACCACGUCAGUUCUUCAAUUAAUUAUAUUCGCGCAAAGGCUAUAAUUUGUAAAAACGUUUUAUGUGCCCAAGAACAACUGUUGAAUUAAGAUUUUAAACCUGUAGGUACCUUGCCUACAAAUUUGCCUUUUAUCAGUAAAGUUUUCCUUUUUAUUAUAAUCAACGACUGGUCUAUUAGCUCAGCACAUCUCUUUAAAGUAAAACAUUGAUACCAUCACCGAAUUAAAAGAAUAGGUACUUAGACUGAUAAAUCAGACUUCCCACUCACACUGUUAAAUCCAUAUGAAAUUAAGUACCAAUUGUUGUAUUAUUUAAGUUGCAUAGUUCUAUUGUAUUGCUGUUAUGUGUUUCAUAUUUUAAACUGUCAUUACCUAGUUAUUUCAGAGCCCUUAAGAAAUGUGACAGAGUGCGGAAAAACAAGGUGAGGUGAUAACGCAUAAUGAGACAACUGCACCUCAGUUUAGAUAUUUCAAUCCUUCAUCAUGUGCCACUACGAACACUUGAAUAUUUCAAACAUUGGUCCUUUGGGUAGCAAAUUAAAAUUCAAGAAUGAAAACGAGAAAUUUGAAAAAAAACUGCUGACCAAGUUUGCUAGGAAAUGCUUCAACUCUACAAAAAAAAUCAGUAUAAAUACUCAUAACCUUAGAGUCUAACAUAAUGUCCUUGAGAGAAGUAGAAAAUGCUUAGAAUUGAUAUUAUGGACCCCCAAACCAGUUUUUUUGCUGUACUGUGCAUUUGAAUUCCAACCUCAAGGCACUUUUUACAUUUUGCCUGACUCCGUCACAAUUAUUUUUAAGGGCCACAUGGUUACCUACAUUCAAAGCACUAAAGGUGCUGAUAUGAUUAUUUAUUUGUUUGUCCCCCACCAUUCUUGAAGGAUUUUGCUUUGUCAGCUUACUAUUGCGAGGAACUAGGUAUUUAUCCGAUUUGUUAUGAAAUACCUAUUAAAAUUCUUUGAUACUCAGUAUGUGUAUGCAAAUAAAUUAGGUAUAACUGGAAGAUAAA
This is a messenger RNA of Bemisia tabaci, 7851 nucleotides long. RefSeq names its product RING finger protein 207. Gene Ontology annotation, cellular component: perinuclear region of cytoplasm. The record is from RefSeq and is a predicted model, not a curated record. Gene Ontology annotation, molecular function: Hsp70 protein binding; transmembrane transporter binding; zinc ion binding. Lineage: Eukaryota; Metazoa; Arthropoda; Insecta; Hemiptera; Aleyrodidae.